AUGCCCAAACCCGCCAAUAAUCGUCCAAGAGCAGAGUCGGAUCCGCUCAGCAAGUGGCUGCAGCCCAACGGUGUAGAGACUCCCCAGGAGCGCGAGGCUCGUCUCCACCAAGAGGCCCAGGCCAAAAAGAUUAGCGACGCCAUUGACGAGCAGCUCCGAAGGGAAAAGGCAGAGCUCAGCAAGAAGAAAAAGGAAGUUCGAAUCCUCCUCUUGGGUCAAUCUGAAAGCGGUAAAUCUACUACGCUCAAGCAAUUCCAACUUCUCUACGCACCGUCGUCCUUUACCACAGAGGCGCCUGCGUGGCGGCCAAUUAUUUAUCUAAACCUCGUCCGCUCCGUCCGGCGGAUCCUCGAAGUCAUCACUCUCGCAGAACUCGACUAUGAUUAUGACGACCGCGCGUCUGUCCUUUCCUCACCAGCCCUUGACGGGCGGCGGCCAUCCAUCAAUCUCAACAUCUCCGACGCAGAGAUGCACGCCUUUUCUUCCCUUCGUAGCACGCUCUCACCACUCCUCGUGCUUGAAGAUCGCCUUAUCAAUCUUCUCUCGGACCCAGAUGAAGAAUCCGGCGAGGCGACCCAUUUCAGUGAGCAGGCCUCGCCCAUCUAUCCCACGGGUCAGAAUCACGUCGGCGGGAGAAGCAAAGAAGUAUGGGUGCAAAAUGGGCGCAAUGCUGGUGGAUGGAAGCGCGCAUUGGGCAAACUCGGACGAAGGCGGGAUACACUCUCGAGCAACGGCCACGCCGGUGGCACUGUCAACUGGACCAUGGACCCUGACGACCCGAUUCACGUCCUGAGACAAUGUCUCCCUGACAUGGAAGCUCUCUGGCAAGAUCCACGCGUCCGCAAUGUAUUGCGCGCACGACGGAUCCGUCUGGAGGAGAGCCCCGGAUUCUAUCUCAACGAUAUGCGAAGGAUCGUGUCGAGUUCGUAUGUUCCCACCAUUGACGACGUCCUCAAGGCGCGGCUCAAGACGCUGGGCGUAAUGGAACAUCGAUUCUCAUUGGAUGGUCCGAUGAGUGGCGGUGGUUCGCUCUUUGGGAGCAAGAUUAACCCGCAUGCCGAAGUCGAGUGGGUUAUCUACGAUGUGGGCGGAGCGCGUAAUCAGCGACACGUCUGGGCCCCCUUCUUCGACGACGUCCAAGCGCUCAUCUUCUUGGCGCCCAUUUCGGCGUUUGACCAGGUUCUCACAGAGGACCCAAGUGUCAAUCGCAUGGAGGACAGUUUGUUGCUGUGGAAGAGUAUCGUGAGCAACAAGUUGCUGAAAAAUGUCAAUCUCGUGCUGUUCCUCAACAAAUGUGAUCUACUCCAACAAAAGCUGGAGGCGGGGACAAGGUUGGCGACGUACAUGACGAGCUACGGCGACCGACCAAAUGACUUUGAGAGUGUUUCUAAAUACUUCCGCAACAAGUUUGCCGCUAUGCAUCAAGCGAACACGCCAAACCAAGAGCGCGACUUGUACAUCCACAUGACGUCUGUCGUCGAUACUCAAGCGACGAAGAAAAUCAUCACGAACGUCCGUGAUAUCCUCCUCCGUGACUCGCUCAAGGGCACGAAUUUGCUAUAA
Messenger RNA from Serendipita indica DSM 11827, 1563 nucleotides. NCBI's taxonomy places the organism in Eukaryota, Fungi, Basidiomycota, Agaricomycetes, Sebacinales, Serendipitaceae. The record is from the annotation of a GenBank genome assembly.